CAAGCAUCGGUCGUUCAGUCAAGAAACUCGACUGCACCGAAUCACUACUAAGCUAGGUUAAAUUCAUAAGAGCCAGGAGCGCGCUGCUCUUUCUUAGCUGUGCUUACAUAGUGACUUUUCUGCUGAAUUUGUGCCGCGAUUUCUUCCAAGUGAGAAAAUUCGAGUGCCGUAAUUAUUCGUGACGGAUCGUUAGUGUUCCUGAGUUCUCGCAGGUUAAAGGACGAAACAGGCGGGACAGAGACGGCGAGAAUUCAUUGGUUUCUUUUUUUCAAUUCCAUAAUUCGAACGCAUGGUGCUCCUGAACUCUUUUUUCGGACUUUUAUUACAAUCCACUGCCAAAAUAAGGGCAGCCUGGUGACAGUGAUGAGUGUUUCUUUGCUUGUGUUCGUCGAAGCCGUUGUCGAGGCUUACGUGACUGUGACCGUGACUGCUGUGCCGCCGCCACCGCGAUGUGCUUCGCAAGCUCGGCCACCAAGGAGAUGCUGAAGACGUGGCACACGGAUUCGUUUAAAUGGUGGCUCUAAGGGGUUUCAUUGGAAAGCAUGAGGGAAAGAACGCCCUCUGCCGACGAUACCCCGAAGAGGGCUCCACCAGCUCCACCCAGAGAAGCGGCCUCGGCGGAUGUAGCUGGUAGCAAAACGAGCAGCGAGACGGCAGAAGUUUUCGCCGUGGCGAAGUUCCCGUCCGCCACGGCAUCGUCGUCCACGACAACUGGCCAACCGUCAUCGUUGUCGAGCGUGGACGCCAGGAUGGUCGCGUCCGCCCACAACCUCGACGAUCCGACAGCCGUUGCCCAUCCGGCGAACGGGAACGGCGAGCGGAACCAGCACCAGCAACAGCAGCAACGCGGCGACGAGAAGCACGCCGGCCACAUUUACAGAUCGGCCCAGCAGACCGCCCAGGACGCCAAGAGGAGCAGGCUAAGCAACGUGAUCAACAAUCUUAGGAAGAAGGUGCCCGACCCGAGGAACGGGGAGCCGAACGAGGAGGACGGGAACAGGAACAGCGUGGAGAGAAACCUCGAGACCCUGGAGAAGUACGUGAUGACCGUGUUGAACGGUGUGAUCAAGGACGAGGAGGAGAACGACGAGAGAGAGGUAAGUAGGAAGAAGGAAACCGACAAGAAGAAGGAAGAUGACAAGUUGGCGGCCGGGCACGAGGACGAGGAAGGUCCGAAAGGUUUGGCCGCCAAGUUCGAACCCUCCAAGCCUAACGAGAGCAGGACAGAGGCUGCCGUUUUCCUCUCCGAACAGCCGGACAACCCCAAGGAAUUCUCUUUGGAACUUCGUAAAGUCGAUACGAGAGGCGAGAACUCUUCUACGAGGGGCGAAGAGUUUCCUUCGGUUUGGAAGGAGAAGAAUCAGGAAAGAAAUCCUCUGCCCGACGAUAACACAUGCGGGAAGGAGUCCUCCAAGGUGAAGAGAGUGGAAGAUGGGGAGGAGAAGAAUGUUUGCAUAGGUGGCAAUAAGUGCAGUCCUCCCUGUAAGGAGAUAAAGAGCGAGGAGCAGCAGUGUGUCCAAAAGUGUGGGGGGAGGAACGAUAAUCAGGAGGAGGAGAGGAGAGAGAAUCGUUCAUUGGGGACGAUCAUUAUGGAGAGAUUGAGCGAGAGUUUGUCGGACGGUUGCAACGUGGUGGAAGGUAGCUUGGUGGAUGACGCGAAACACGAGGAAUUCGACAACGUAGAGUUGAGAAACGUGUGCAGAGAUUUGUUGAACGAUCUGUUGAACGACAUCAAUCAAUUGAUCGACGAGAACAGGCAGGAGAAGAGAGAGGAGACGAAUAAGCCGCGGUUGGAUGGCAACGAGGAAUCGAAAGACUCGUCCAGGGUUCAAGAUUUCUCCAUGACGAGCCUUCAUUGCAGCCUGCCCCUGGAUAAAGUGGCCUCCGUGUUGCAGAAUUGUCAGACGAGCGAAUUGGCUGCUCCUCAAUCGCCUUGUUCUUCUUCUUCCUCUUCCUCUUCUUCUUCCUCUUCCCAGGGCUCGAAGUCUCCCAGCAAACCAUCCUCUCCCACCGUCAGGCAUCUCUGCCUGUACUGUGAUCGAAAGUUCAUGUCGAUAUCCCUGAGGCAACGGCACACCGAGAGGGUUCAUCAGCAAGGGGGCGGCAGAAGGUCGGAAAGGAACUCGAGGAAACCGUCGCAGAACUGCCAGUAUUGCUCUGAUAAGUGCGCGGAGAGCUUGGAAGGCCUGUUCCAGCACAUGAUAGGCAGCCACGGUGACAAGUACCACGCUUGUUUGCAGUGCUCUACCAGGUACCUAACCAGGGAGGCUCUAGCCGUUCACAUGAACGAGAAUCACGGUGUGAAUCUCGCGGAGAGGAAUCUUCAAAUUCAGUCUCUCUCGCAGGAGAAGUUGAAGGAAUCCUCUUCCCCCUGCAAGGAGCUAGGCAACCAAAGUCCCCACGACAGGGCAGAUCCGUCGAACCACCCCAAAGAGAGAAGAGGCGAGGAAAGUGAUCAUGAACACCGAGCUGAAACCAGUUUGCUGAAACCAAUGCACCCGGUGAAAGACAACUUCAGCAAUCCGGGGAGCCCGGAGUUCGACAGUUCCUUUUACAGCAGCGUGAGCUGCAACAUCCGGGAGAAUCUUCUUCAUCAUUUGGAUGGAAAACUUCAGAGCUCGUCGACAACUGUAGCGUCCACCGCCAACAGUGUGUCGAUAACAGAGGCGAAGCCUCAACAACAGCAGCAACAACAAUCUUAUUACGAGCACAACGUUAACCAGAUACAAUUCCCUAUAGAUAUAUCGUUGACAGCCGCGACACCGGUUUAUUCCAAGGAGUACAGUAGCGAGGAGUACGAGAAUAACAGCGAGUACGCUCAAAAGCCUGGGAAGAGUAACAGGUCUCAUCCGAGGCGGGUGUCUUUCGAGAAGUACAACUUUCCUAGGAAAUACGACGGGAAGGAGCAAUGGACAUGCUCGAUAAAAGAUCUCAGCAAGUUCGACAUAUCCACCCAAUUGACACUGAGGAAGAAGCAACAGUUGCUCAAGGAGCGUAUAAGUUUGAACAGAUUGCAUCAGCUUACCCUCCUAGGGCCGUGCGAGAUAGUGCAGAAUGAGCAGAGUCACGGCCCCAAAAGUCUCGAUAUGCCUAACGAUCCGGGCAUAGUCGUUGCCAACGAUCCAGAUAUCGAGCAGACGUCUCGUUGCGAGCCUCUGAAAUCGUCGAUCGUCGAUUCGAGCAAACACGAAACCUGUUCCGACGUGAAACCGCUUCAGGGUACCAGUACCGAGUUCACCGUAGAAUUUGGAAACUUUCUGAGGUUAAGGAAAUGGGACGAGAAGAUGACUAUAGAGGCUGCCAAAAAUCAGGAAGUUGUUUACGCCGAGUUGACAGGGGAAUGGUCGAGGCCGAGGGUCUACAUAUGCGGCGCCUGCGCUUCCAAACACGUAACGUUGAAAGAUAUGGAGGACCACAAAGCGAUGAGUCAUCCAAAUGUCUGGUGUUCGCAUUUCGAGUUCUCCGGCGAUCAAAGAGAACUGUAUAAACAUUUGUUUCUACCAGGAAAGGAUAUGCCUACAGCGAAAGCAAGAACGGCUACUUUGCCAGAAAAGGUGUGCACCAAGUGUUCAAAGAACUGUACGACUUUGCCAGAGUUGCACAGGCACAUGUUGGAGUGUGGGGGAGAUCAAGCUUGGUUAUUAGGACUGUUCGGCAAUGGAAAGAAAAAGUGCAAGUGGAGACCGUUUGGAAGUCGUAGUAGGAGACGAAGGCAGCGUGGCAUGAAGAGAAAUAUUCAAAAUUCUCAAACACCAAGGGUGAAUACUCCCAAAGAGAAACAACCCACGGGGCCAAGAGUUAGACCCAGUGAUAGGGAAAGCAUACAAAAGAUGUUGGCCAACUUACCUCCCAAAAGGGCUACCAGAAAGGUGUUGCAAGACAAUACAUUGAAAACACAGGGUAGACUACGUACUGCGCAAACGGGGAGAACGAGGCCGCGGAUGGUCGGCGAUAAUUCCACGGCUUCCCGCAUGUCCCGGAACAAGGCCGUCCUUAGGAACAAGCUGCUGAAGAACGCCAAGUCGAUCCAGCGGAAUCGUUGUCGGAUCGACAACAUAUCGGCGGUGAUCGAGAGCGUGGUGAGAAAUUACACGCCUCGCGCCUCCUCAGACGAGAGGAAGCUGAGCGACAGGGUGUUGGUGGACGACGGCGAGGAGAGGAAAGAGACCAAAGAGAAGGAUUGUACCGCGUUGGUAUACCCGUCGUGCAACGUUCAUUGCGCCCCUCCAGACGAGGCCAGGUUGGGCGGCAGGGGCGGUAACAAAGCGGCGACGAGGGGGCCAAGGGUGUUGGGGAAGAGAAGGAACGUGAGGACGAAGGAGAUCCAUCCGGCAGUGAAAGUUGGUUUGGCCGAUCAGGGUAAGAGAGGUGGUUUGAAGUCAUCCAAGUCAUCCAGAGCUGGAUCCUCGAGGAAUCUCGCGGAGACGAAGGGAGGAGAGCCUUUGGUUUGCGUUUUCGCCGAGGCCAGACCUUCCAGGACCAAAUUCUCUCCCCCCAACGUUGGAGGGAUGGUGGAGAGCGACGAGACGGGCGAGUUGGCCGAUACCACCUUGGAGCUUGAUCCAGUUGAGAAAUCGAUCAAGGGAAAGCUCUCCUCCUCCUCCUCCUCCUCCUCUUCUUCUUCCUCCUCUUCCUCUUCCUCCAUCCAAACCACGCCUAAGAGGAAACGGCCGGUGGAUCCUGUCGCCUCGUUGAACGCCUCCAUCAAGGCCAAGUCCCAAUUGAGGACGCAGGACGGGAAAUUCGCGAGGAAUCCGAACAAGGAGUUCUUGUCGCCCGGGGUUCACAAGGGUUCACCCGUCGAAACCAGGUGUCCGGUUUCAGGACGGUUAACGGGGAAGGUGAGAAACGGCGAGGUAGGUGGGCAGGAGUCGUCGAUCACGAGAUCGAGAUUCAGGGAGAUAUUCAAGAACAACAGCAAGGAAAAUAGCAAUGAACAACAGGUAACGAAGAGGAUCACAAGGCUCUCCUCCGACAGCGACAAGAUGCCCACGUUGGAGCCGGCCGUGCUCCUCCAGGCCUCCUCCAACAACAACGAGGAGUACUUGGAAACGUCGUCGGCCAACGAUCUGCCGAUCCUCUCCCCGGCCACUUCCGGCCAGGAAAAAGCGAGCUUGCCUCGUGGCAGGGUUGUCGGGAAGAGUUUGGAGCAGGAAAAGGGAGGGAAAGGGUCGGAGGAAGGGGUUGGCGAGAGGUUGGAGGAGGGGAGAGGGUGCGAGGGUGCACAAGAGUCGGAUCAAAAAUCGGUUAAAGGAAGGAAGGCGAGAAAUUUGGAUGUUUCGAAGGAGAAGUUCAAGAGGAAAAGCGCUCCUGCCAGGAUGAUGAGCGUGGUAGAGGAGAGGAGAGGCGAGAAGAAGAGCGGGGAGGAGGGGAGGAGGGAAGCGAAGCAGAGGAAGGAGGAGGGGAAAUUGGAAACGAGGAGCACGAGGACGAAAUUGGACAAAUUGUUCGAUGACAGCCCGUUGAAGAUUCAGACCGUCCCUUUCGAGGUGAAGAAGUUGAUAGGCUCGGACAGUAAAGAAGAUUUGUUGACGAAGUUGGCGUUGACUUCGAGAAUCGCAACCUCGAAACGUUGCCUCAGACAGCCUGUAAAAUUCAAAUUCGAACAGGAGAAAGGUAAAUUUCGUAGGGAUUUGGACUUGGAAAGGGCGCAACUUGAUUCCGGUUCCGUCUCGGACGCUUCCACCAAGAAGGAAAAGUUGGACGCCAGGCGAAAGUCUUUGAGGAAAACGGACAAGAAGGAGAGGAUGAUUGGGUCGAAGGAUGACAAAACGUUGGACGAGGUUGAGAGCAGAACGAGGGACGAGGUGAAACCGGCGUCCAGGGGACGAAGGAGCAGCAGCCUGUCAAACGAUAACGGUAAAUCAUUGCCAAGUUCCUAUCAAACGUCCGAAAGUAAGCCUGAUUUCGAAACCGUGGUUCAAUGCGCGGACAAGAGGCAAACUAGGGGCUCGUUGUUGAACACGGCCGAGGGAGAGAUUCAAAACGAGGCCGUGGACGUUACCUCGAAGAAGAAUAGUUUUGGAAAAAGACGAGGUAGAAUUAAAUCUAGCAACGUAGAAACGAUCGACAAAAAGAGCGUCGUCGAGCAUGUGUCUCAGGCAAAGAACGUGGAAACUGACAAGAGCAAUUCAAUCGAGGUUAUCGACAAAGUUAAUUCGAUGGAGCAGAACGAGGUAAACUCUGAUUGCAAGAAAGAUAUCGCGAGCGAGGAAGUUAAAGUUGCGAAGGGUAAGGAAGAAGGGAGCGAGAAAGUGUCGUCCAAGAGUUGUUGUGAGAAAGAGCAAUCUAAUUUUUCAGGAAACGGUGAAACGAUCAAGGUGAAUGAGAGUUUAAAUUUACAAUUGGAGACGAGUAAUUCCAUGGACAGUGGUAAGGAGAACACGUUGGAAAAGCCUGCACCAGUUCAAAAGUUGAAAGUUGGCAGGCCAAGAAAAUCGUGGGGAGCUAAGAAAGAGAGAGUAUCGAAGAGAUCUUUAAAUAACGUAAUUGGCAUUCUUACAGAAGGUAUGAACAUCCCGAUAGAGACCCAACAAAACGCGUUGAACGCGCAGACGACUGUGGACAACGUGGAAUCUCACGAGUCUUUUCAAAGCAACGUUCAACAAUCGAGUAACGACACGGUUAAGUCGCAAAAUUUGGACAAAAAUAUUAAAUCCUCCGUGAAAAACGCCACCGUUCAAGAGCCGAUCAAUAAUUUUGAUCAAUUAAUCGAGAACACAUCCCCCGUUCAGAAGGUUGCUGCAGAAAAUUUGAAGCAGAAUCCUGAAGUUCCAGAAACGGAUUCCAUCAAAGAUAUAAACUUGGUUAAAUCAAUGGAGAGUAGUCAAAAAGUGGAAUCGUUGGCCAAAGAUGUGACAGGGGAACAGUCUCCUGCCAAUGAUAUCAUUUUGGAUUUGUCGAGAAGGAAGCAGAAAGGUAAAGGGUCAUUCUUGGAGAAGAUAGUUUCGAAGAUAGCUAAACAGAAAGAUGCUUUGCUGGAAGGGGAAGUUGGCUCUCUCUUGGACACUGCUGCUGAUGAACUCACCAGCAUAUUGGAGGAGGUUGGGCCUGCUUUCUCAGAGGUCGAUAUUGACAGUUCGACCGAAUCUAAGAUCAAAAGUAAAACUGAGAAUGUUCAAGACAACAAGCAAGAAAUUAUCAAAGAAUCUACUACUAGUGACAAUUGCCAGGAUAUUUUAACACCUGAUAAGUAUUUGGAAAGUAAGGAUUCUGAUGUUAAACCUGAACGAGAGAGGAUAAACUUGACGGAGGAGUUUGAAAGUGAUGGAAGAGACGUAGAAGAUACGAAUAUUUGUAAGAAACAAGAAGAAAUUGUUGGUAAACGGAUCGAAACGAAAUUGCAAAAGGAAGAACAAGACGAGACGUAUUCGAAUGAGAAAGUGACUAGCCCUAAUGAAACUGUCGAUGAAAGUGAAGAAAUUCGAUUAACUAUUGCUGAGAACGGUUUGGAUUCUCAACAAGUGGAAAAUUCGUCGAGGGAAGAAGAGUCGGUGAACGACGAGGUGAGCGAGGAGAUAAAGAUGAAAAGGAAGUCGAAGAAGAAGGGAUUAGAAAAGAAAUCGCCAAAGAAGAACAAAAGGAAGUCGAUUGAAUCGGCGAGUAAUAAUACAGAAGAGGAUAUAAUUUCUGAGAAUUUGACCAAUGACGACGUGAUGCUGCAAUCGAUUGAAAAAUCAAAGCAAGUGCCUUCUACCAAAGAAAACAUUAAAAAUGACUUAUCCACUGAGAUUAAAGAAGCUAGAAUAGAGUGUUGCACGAAGGAAAUUGUAAGUGAUGUUACGGAUUCGAUGGACAAAAAGGAUGACGAUAUCAAGAUAAUUGAACAGUUUUCUGAAAACAAUUUAGAGGAACGUGUACCGACAAAUAAAGAAGAUUCUGUGACGAAAAAUGAAGAUAAGGGAUCCCACGUGGAAACGUUAGAUCAAUACGCGAAAGUCGAAUCAUCAACGAGAAGAUGUUCCAAGAAAUCUCAUCAGGAUGAAAAGACGAGUGAAUUUAUCGAAAAAACGGAAUUGGAAUCAAUAGAUCAUCAAUCUUCUCCUCUCGUAGAGGAAAUAUCUGAGAGAGGAUCUAAGAGAAGGUCUUUCAGAACAAAACCCAUGAGUCAGUCACGAAACGAGGAGAGAAUUGAAACUGAAACCGAAACUCCUGUUAGCAACAUAGAAAAUCCUGAAGUGCCUUCGGAAGAGCCGUCUAAAAAUCUUCAGAUCACGAGAAACGAAGUUCCAAAUGUCGAAACAACAACAACGUUUCCAACUAUCCUAGACCAAGUACCGAUAACGAAUCAAGACAAUGUUGAGGAUGAGAGGAUUCACGACAAAGAAGAUAUCGUAGAAAAUCGAUCGACGAAAGAUCAUCCCGAAAAGAAAGAGAUCGUCGAGGUUCCUCCUCCAAUUGUUAAAGUGCCAAAGAAGCGCGGAAGGAAGAAGAAAUGUUUGACGAUCGACAAGUCGCGAGAGAACACCGACUCCAAAUUGGAAUCAUUGGAAACUCAGCUUCCUCCCAGAAGAUCACUGAGAACGAACAGAAUGUUGUUCGUCGAGGAGGGCGAAUCGGAUCGGACCAAGAAUCUACAAAUUGCUGGCCAGAGUUUAGAAACGUUCAAAAUUCCAGAGGUGACGGAGGUGUUGCAACACACGAAGAAAAGACCGUACAAAAGGAAAUCCACUGUUGACGAGAAUCAGCCGGAUAAUCAAAAUAACCAAGUUGAGGUUGAGAGUACAACUUGCAGUAGCGUGGAUUGCCAAGAUAAAACGAAGGAGGAAGAAUCAGAAUCGUCCCUCGAGGAUGGAAAACAUGCCUCGAUCUCGGAACAAACCGAUUUGGAAAAGUCGAACACCUGGACAGUUGGACCUCCUUCCCUCGAUCAGACAGGCAGAACCAGGUCUAGGAAGAGGAAACAAUUAUCCGCGGAGGACUCGUCGUGUCAAGAUGGGCAGCAAUCGAAUCAGCGAGCGGAGAGCACGGAUAACUUGUCAGAGACAUCUUGCGCCAGCGACAAUCUAGGUUAUUUCAGGAGGAAACGUUUCUCGAAGAAGAGGAAGGAGUUGCGGGAGCGUGAUGACGUGCAGACAGACACCUCUAUCACUGACUCGGAAUCGGAAAAGAACGUCAGUGACAGGAGGCAGAGCUUGAAGAGGAGAGCCAAGAAGAACAUAUCCUUCUUCACCGAGUUCUACUUGAUGGACGAUUUCGACAUUCCCGCGUUGGAUAUUCAGGAUUGCGUGACCCUGCGAGAAGAAAGGGAGACGAGGAAAGAUGAUGGACAAUCGUUGGAAUCGGGGAAUAAAUCAUCGUUGGAGGGAAUUGGUUCGAACGUGGAAGAGGAGAGAAGAUCGGAAGACGAAGUUGGGAAGGGAGGGAACGUGGGGUUGGUGGAAGAUUCGGAUAGGUUAAUCGUUGAGGAUGAGGAGGAAGAUGAGGAGGAGGAGGAGGAGGAGGAGGACGACGACGAAGAGGAAGAGGAGGAGGAGGAAGAAAUUGGGGAGAGACUGGAGGAGGACGAGAGGUUGAACAGCGUUUGCCGGAUAGAGGAUGAUUUCCAGACACCAAAGAAGAGGGGGGCGGGUAAUUACGUGGUUGUGCACAAGAAGACAGGUGAGAUACUGAUCGUGGAGAAGAGGAAGAAGUUGACGAAGGAGGCUGCCAAGUUCUUCUGCAACGUUUGCACGACCAGUUUCACGAGGAAAAGUUCACUGAAGAAGCACAACCAGUCCCAAUCCCAUUUGCUGCAAACGUCUAAAUCGAAAAAGGGUGAGACACCCGCGGAGAACGUGGAGGAUCCUUGCGCUACUAGUCACAACGAUGCUUCCAGCAAUGAGAACAGAAGCGUGAUCGACGAGUCUUUGAUAAAUAUUUCUUCAAAGGAUGAUCAGAAAGGAGUUAAUGCUACAAAGCCUUCCGUUACAGUUGACAGGAUGGAAUUAGCCUUGGAAGGACAGGAUUCCCUGAUCACCACCCCUCAACCCCAUCAACACAUACUUGAAGACGAACUCUUGGACGAGGAAAUUUGUAAGAUCACCGAGAACAUGAGCCACGACGAGUACGUUAUCAUGGAUCAAAUCAGCCCUGAACCAGAAUCCACGUCAACGCCUAUAAAGAUGGAAGCCAAGAGCGAAGUGGAGGAGAUUGGUAAGAAGAGGAAGUACGAAAAGAAGGGGAAGAAGAGGAGUUCAAUUGAUGGAGAAAUCAUCUUGGACAGCCUUGCUUCAGAAAAUCCAAAGGAAAAUUUAAAAACUGUAGUGAUAGAUGCAAAUGUGCCCAUAAAAAUUGUAAAUUCCUCGCAUUUUGACACGACAGAAUCGUGUGACGAUGCAAAUAUAUUGGAAAAUUCGCUUAAGAACUCGAAUAAUAUGGAAUCAGUAGAAGAGAACGUUUCAAGGAUGGAAAAGAACGAUGAUUUCAAUCAAGAACAGUGUUCAGAUUGUAUUGGAAAAUUGGAGGAGAGCCAGGAUGUGGAAAUGGGAGAUGCUCCGUCGAAUACAGGAGAAAUGGCGAAUGAUGUAUAUAGGAAUAUAAAUUAUAAAUUAGAUACCAACGAUAAGACUGAGAAUUUUUCAAAUGUUAGGUUAGAUGACACGGAAAAGGAGCAGCCUUGCGAGCGUGUAAGCUUAAAGUUGACCAUAAACAAACGAACCAUAGAAGUUGGUAAAGAAAUCGAUUCUGAAACUGGCAACAGCUUCAAGUUGAAUUACUUGAAUACCGAUCUCGACAUUGUUAAUUCCAAUUCGAAGGAAAAUUAUGAAAGUGAUAUCCGCAACGUAGAGCCGACCAACGAAUCUGAUAAUUCUAAAAUCGAGGUUGGUGAAUUCGAUCAAGAAGACUCGAGCUCGUCGUCGAGAAAUUUGAACGAUGGAAAGAAGAGUUUGGACGCUAAUUCGGAAUUGGACGGUUUCGAGGAGGAAAGCCUAAGAACGAAUCACGAAUCUUCUGUAAAGGAAUCGGAGAGAACGGCACGGCAAAACGGGAAAUCGAAGAAAGGUAGACCCAGGAAGCACGAGGUGGAAACGGAAGAAUUUGAUCAAUCUUUUACGAGAACCUCUGCCAAAUCUAAACUUAAUCAAAACAAAUUCGACGAGAUUGCCAAACUCUCGCAGAUCGGAAACGAGAAAAAUCCUCCGGUCGAAUCCUCGAAAACUUUCGACGAAAGGUCUUCUUCUAAUUCUACGGAGGAUAACGAGACAUCGAAGAACGACGAUAAAUACGAACCCGAUGGAAUUGCGAAAAUCGAGUCAUCUAAGCCUGAAUCAUCGGGCGAAGAAGAAACCACUUCCCUGCAACGAAGGAUAACGGAGGAAGAGAAACUCUCUUCCGAAGAGAAGAAGAACGACGAUGAUCGAGUCGAAUCUUUCGACGACGAGGCUUCGUCCUCGUCCAGCCUUGCCGACAAACCGUUGUCGCAAGUCUUGUUGGAAAGGGAGGAGAAAUUGGAGAUGUACAAGAGGCGGAUGAACGAACAGGGAUCCAUCCGCGAGGAUGAUCGUAAAGUUAACGAACGUGACGAUAAUUCAUUGGACGAGUUGAGCGAUGGCAGGAAGAGAAAAUCGGCGAGCAACGAGUUCCUUCGAAUCGCGUCGGACGAGGAAGCCGAGAGAACGUUGAAAGAUUCGGACAAGGAUUCGAAGAGUUCGUCAGAAUCGGAAAACGAAGUUUACGAAGGGAGAGUGAUGAUGAGCAACGGUAGAAAAUCGAGCAAAAGGAUGUCAAGGAGUCACAAGUAUUCGAACAGAAUAUCGAGAGGGAGGAGAUCCUGCGCGAGGAGCAAGAUGAAUGAUCUUAACAGCGAAAGUGACGAGAGCGAGGUUGAGGAUAAGAUCGUCGAGUCGCAGAACAAGAGCAAAAUAGUGAAAAGCGUGUUUGGCAGAGUGUUUGGCAGCGGUGAAAAGCCGGACAAAGUGAAGGAGGUGUUGAACGAUUGGGUGUCCAAGUCGGAGGACGAUUCGGAUCUCUCGAGGCCAGGUUUUAGAUUCUCCGAAGCGAAGACCAAAGAGUCCUCCUCCAGCGAGAAGAAAAGGCACACGUCGUUCACUCCUAGUCCCAACAAGCGAAAGAAGCUGAAGAAAAGUUCUUCCUCUUCGACGGAGAGAGGCAAAGAUACAAGUCUGAUGCUGGGAGAUGAAGAGGAGGAGGAGGAAGAGGAGGAGGAGGAGGAAGAAGAGGAGGAGGAAGAUCAAAUGGAGCAUCGUUCUUCCAGAAAGCGUUCGAAAUCGAAGAACAACUCCAGGAGGAAGCACGACGUAGACUACUUCUUGUCAUUACCAUCUACCAAAUGCAGGCAAAGUAAGAAGAGGGCUGAAGAAUUAAUUUCGAGAACAUUCGAGGACGAUUACCUGGACGCCAAUUUGAUUGGUAAAAGAUCGUUGAAAUACAAGGAACCGAAUUAUGGAUUGAGGAAUCAAGGAAAGCCUGAUCUGAUGAUCAAGGACAGUGGCUACGGGUCCUUCAACUAUGAUGAGGAUUCAUCCAAAAUGGUUGCUUUGGAGGAGUCUGUAGAAGAUGAACAGAAGGCGAAAAGAAGGAAAUUGUCAUGUUCCAGGAAGAGUAAAGGCAAGGGUGAGGAGGAAGGUUGGAGGGAUCUGGCGAAUGAUAGGAGAAGUUUGGAGAAUACCAAGGAUUUGGACGAAGACAAGGAGGACAAUUUCGUCAAGGAUUUCCCCCCCGAAGCAGAACCUUUGACUGCAAGUAGACUAUCAGUUGACCUAGAUUCUUCUCGUAGUUGUAGCAGCCUGGCGCCCAGUAGCGUGAGGAAUAGAUCCCCGAGUAUGGACAGAAACUCUCAAACCACUAGAAACUCUGAUAUGAACGACGAGGAAGACGAGAAUAUCGCUCGCAGGCGAAUAUCACCUUUCUUCGUCUGCGGGACGCCGAGGAGUUUCGUGGAGAGUAGCUCGAACAGUGAAAACGAAGAAGAGACGUUAAUCGUCAACCAGGUUGCAACUAGAAAGAGAAGCUCGAGCGAGUUUUCUAGCGAGAAGAUUGUCAUCAGAUCCCCCUCUUCGAUCCACAAGAGUGAGGUCGUCACUAUAGCACCCACCGACGCCAUAGAAGAUAACGCUUUGGAUGUUCCACAGGAGAUAGAGGUGGCGAAGCCCAGACAGGGCAAGGUAUUGAAUUUCGACGAGGAACUGUUUGUCGAGUGUUGUUCUAGAUUGAAAGCAACCACUGAAAACGAACUUAGAGGCGCUAAGAAGAUCAAGCUUGAUCAUAACGAAGGUUAUCAUAAGAAGGAUGAUCAGCAUCAAGGAUUCAGAGGGCCUAAGGAUCGAUGGAGGGAUGUGGAGAGUCAGAACAGCUUGGGAAGUCUGUUAGAAUCGGUAAAUCAGUUACUAGGCGAAGAGAUGUACAGCACUAGAGAAAGGGAUUACCAAAAGCAUGGCAGUAGAAAUCUAAGGAGCGAGCAUUCCAGCAGAUCAGCCAGUCCUGACAUGGCCAGAGCAGACAAUUUGGGCUACGAAGACAGUCUGGACGUUGCAUUCGAGCACAACAACAAACUCAGAGACAAAAUUCAACAACGUAUGAGAGAGAGCGAGAAUCUGAUAGCCAGCACGUUUGGACAGAAGAGCAAUAACGAGUUGAUACGGGGUGAACGAGGCUUUUCUAAGAAGAAUGAAUUGGAUAUCGCGAAAAAUUCGUACUCUAGUAGUCUACAAGAUCAAGGACGCAUCGCUGGUUCGAAUCUGUCGGAUGGAGACUACAAUACUUUGCACAGUAGAGACCCACAAGAGGAGCACAACGAUAGAAAAAUGAAUUUAGAAUCUUCAGGGCUGAAGGGCUCUAAAAUGAACUCUUCGUUAGGAGGUUUACUGGACAAAGCGUUGUCCAACUUAUGGCACAACAAUGAAAAACAUGAUCACAAUGGAUCCACGCCAAUGAAGGUUUUAGCCGAAUUAGCAUGUGCUCGCGCCCCAACAUCCACAGCUGAGGAUCCAGCUUCCAAAGAAGUGAUUCAACCUACGAAGACUUCUUUGACCAAGGAUUCAAUUCUUGAACCAAACCCUAUAACCAUGUCCAAAGACUUGCAGAAGAAAUCUAGAAAUCCUAUCAAAGAACUUUUCGAGAGGAAAAAAGAAAUGAACGAGAGGAAACAACAAGAGAAGUCAAAAACAGAUGCAGCUCUUCGAGAAAUAAAUAUACACAAACAACGCAAAGCGAAAAAGACAAAGAAACAUCAGGAUUUUCCUUUGAUCCGCCGUAAUGAACACGGAGGUCUGGUUGAAAGGAAAAAACGUCGUGAUGGAUUUGAGAGAAAAGAAGAAUUUGUCUCGGACAAGAUCAAGGAUAUUUAUGAAUUUGACGAGGAGGAAAGUCAAAUAGAAACUAAUCUGGGUAGUGUCAUGUCUUACAGGAGUAAGCCAGGAUAUGAAAUAAACUGUUUGAAAACCAAAGAAAUAGAUAUGAGUGGUUUAAUGUCCAAAGCUAUUGGAGAUAAUCUAGAAAAUGCAAAAACUGAUGAUGCUUUAAACGACAGAUUAGAAUCUGUGAUUGAUAAAAAGUUCAAGAAACUGGAAAAGUUUGCUCCAAAAACGAAGGGCGCUUUGAAAUCUUUCCAGAGUGAGGAUCAGCAACAACAGAUUACUGGACCUAUGGAUGAAUUUGUGGAAAGGAAGCAAUCAAAAGGUAAAAGAUCUGUAGAGCAAUCUCUGAAGCAUUCGAAAUUGAAGAAACGUAAUAAGAAUUCUAAGAAAAAAACUAGGAAUGCAUGGUAUGAAAAUGAUAGCUCUGAUGAAUACAGAACUGCUAUAAAAGCUGAAGAUAUUGGUGUAGGUAUUUCGAAGAGUCAAAGAACAUGUUCGAAAGGGAAACAAAAUAUUUUUGCGGAAUUGUACACUUCGUCUGAAAGUGAAUUUGAGGACGAAGAAACGGAUUAUGAAUCGAGAAAACAGAGAAGAGUGAAAAAGAGCAAUAAGAAAAUAACUGAAUUAGAAAACGUGGAACAAGGUCAAGAAUCGAUUAAUAAAUAUCAAAUUUCUUCCGAAGACGAAGAUCAUGUGGAUGAUUGGAGGGAUGAAAAUUUGAAGAAUGAUAUCUCUAAGCAUGAUUGUGAUAACAAAAAAUCUGAAUCAGAAAUGUCAGAUCAUCCCUUGGUUAUCGACGAGAGGAAAGAUUUAGAUGAACAGAGAAAUAGCGAUGAUGAAACUGAAAACCAAUACGAGAGAAACUUUGAAAUGGAUGAUCUAUAUAGAGAAGACAGUUCCGUUGUUGAUUCAGAAGAAGAUUCAGCUCCUCUCACUGAGUUAACAAAAGAUCCAGAAGAGUUCAGAUCGAAUGGUCCAAAUCUACCAGAAGAAAAUACUGGUACUAAAAAAGAUUAUAUACAGGAAAAUGAAUUGAUUCCACUUGAGGAAGCUUUAGAUCUUUUAGAUCAAGCUGACAACGGAAAUUCCGUAGGAACAAAAUAUGAUAAUGUAAAUAAAACUGGUAAGUCUACUGAACAUGUGAACUCACUAACAACAGAACCUGAAAAUGAAACGUUUAAUCCUAAUAAAGAAGUAGCAAAAUCUCCUGUUCAUAUAGAUGUACAGGAGGAAGAACUUGACAAUGAACUCCUAGUCUUACCUGAGAAAUUAUCGAGUAAUGAAAAACCGCAAAAGGAAUCUGAAAAUCUUCCAUUACAUGUAUUUUUAAGUAGAAAAGUGCAAGAGUCAAAGAAGAGAAAAGAACAACAAUUGAAGAAAAUGCAAGAAGAACAAGAAAGGAUAUUAAUGGAUUUUCAGCCUACUAGAAGACAGAGAAAAUGUGCUAUUGGCAAACAAGGAUUGUUGGCAGAGAUUAGUAGCUCUGAUGAAGAAAUGAGUUCAAAAGAUAAAAAAAUAAAUGAUAAAUCAGAUCAUGAUAAACCACGAAAACAGAAGAGAGAAUCGAAGGAAAAGAGGAAAGAAAGAUAUAUAGAAAAAAAACACGAACAAAUGAUAGCUAAGGAACAAAAGGCUAUCGAGGAAGAAAUUUUGCGAGAAGUUGGAAAGAAAAAAGAAUCUCUUGCACAAAGUGUUGCAGAUGCAAAGACAGAUAUUAAUAGUAAGGAGUCAGAGAAUACGAAAUCAACGGAAAAUAUAAUAGUACAAGAAUUAUCACAAAAGAAAAAAGCUAAGGAAAAACAAAAAAAGCAAAAUAAGACAGACGAAGAUUUUUAUGUUAAGAAUAAUCAUGAAGGAUUGAGCGAUUUAGAGAACAACUGUAACAAGUUCAUGCCUAUGGACAGCAAUCACGAGAAUGAAAAUAAUCAACAAGUUUCUGUGAAGCAAAAAAAGCACUCUAAGUCUUUAACAAAGCCAAAAAAGACCACGAAAUUAGAUCAAAAAAUGACAACAGGUAAAAAGAACAAGAAUACGAAUUCUGAAAGAAGGAACAGAACAGAUUCGAAAGGAUCAAAGGAUAAAGAACGUAGGUCUUCUAGUGGCAAACGAGAUUCUGGUGAUGAAGAACUGAAGACGACAAAAUCUUGGAAUAAGGUCGAAGAAGGAGUUGGAGUGGCUAUUGGCCGACGAAAAAGAGCAGCUGCUAAUCAGUUAUAUUAUUGGUCGAGUUCCAGUGAUGAAGAGGAAAUGCUCGAAAUUGUUCCUGCAGUUGAAGAGGAAGAAGAUGAUCGUCAAGAACAACACGGUUGGAUCGUUGGUGAUUCUCAUAAAAGAAUGAUUACGAUGCUUGCUAUGGAAAAGCAGUUAAAGGAGAAACGACGGAGAAGCGAGGAAGAAUUUGAGUCUGGCAAAACGAAGAGUAAAAAACACAGAAACAGCACCUCUUGAUACGUGUUUCACGAUUAGAUUCGUCUUAAAUUAUUAGAAUCAAACUUGAAUAAUAGACACUUUUGUAGCUAGAUUUCUCUGACUGGAAAUGUAUCGAGGAAUAUAGAAUUCCUUUUUUCAGUGUCAGACUCAAAGUUACAAAAUUUGAAAUAACAACCUAAGAACUGCGAUUCUUAAUACAUAUUUUAUAAAUAGAAUCAUCUGAGGAAUUAGAACAAGUGAUUGAAUACAAAUGUGUUAUGUCAGACAUAACAGAAUUAGAUCAACUAUAAUUUUUAAAGAUGAAGAAAGAAGUAUAUACAUAGAAAAGAAGAACAAGAAGAAAGGAGAAACAUAUAAGCAGCAACUUUUGAUACACAUUUCAGGACUUAGGUUUUUCCAACUAAAAUGCUCUGAAGAGUCACAUCAUUCUUUUUUCUAAAGAUAGAACUGGAUUUCUUAAUAACAUACAAAAUUACAAUCGAAAAAAAGGACUUUUCUAAGGAGAAAUAGUGUAACCGGAUUUUUUGAUACUAGUCUUAGGCUCGCGAAGAUGAACAAAAAUGGUUAGGUUUAUUAAGGUAGCUAAAGGAACAUGUUAGAUAAUAAUGAAAAUCUAAACCAGCAAUUUUUUUUCAUUAUAAAGACAAUGAACCGAAAGAACAGUCUGUAAUUAGAUCACAAGAAAAAA
Messenger RNA from Apis mellifera (honey bee), 17415 nucleotides. RefSeq lists its product as uncharacterized. The record is from RefSeq and is a predicted model, not a curated record. The coding region runs from base 543 to 16745 and encodes 5400 amino acids. The transcript is spliced from 9 exons. NCBI's taxonomy places the organism in Eukaryota, Metazoa, Arthropoda, Insecta, Hymenoptera, Apidae. Gene Ontology annotation, molecular function: nucleic acid binding; zinc ion binding.